AUGAAUUCGAAGGAACUCUUGUGUGUGGAUAAAGAGAAAGACCUUGGUGUUUGCGUCAGUGCCAACUUCAAUUGGGAUGUUCACAUCCACACAAUCACGGGUAAGGCUAACAAGAUGCUCAGGCUGCUUAAACGAACUUGCCCUCUUUUGAGAGACAAAACAGUACGAUGAACGCUGUAUCUCUCGCUUUUUAGAUCUCAGCUAUGUUACGCUAGUGAAGUCUGGUCUCCACACACUGUCAAACUCAAGUCUAGAGUCGAAAGCGUCCAAAGAAGAGCCACCGCGUGGAUACUACAAUCCAAGCAUGGUGAAAUGACAUACCAACAACGGCUAAUGAAUCUCAACCUGCUCCCCCUCUGCUAUGAAAGAGAGAUUUCUGAUCUGGUGUUCUUCUUCAAGGCUCUCUUUGGCAACACAGAUUUGGACGUUAACACCUUUGUCUCCUUUUCCAACAACAAUCAGACCCGACUCUGUCAAAUUCCCUCCCUCACCCUUAAAGUCCCCCUCUGUAAAUCCAACACAUUCAAAGCAUCCUAUUUCAACCAACUAGUUAAAAUAUGGAACUAUACCUGUAAAAUUCUACCUCCUACCACCUUCGCCACCCUCUCCUCGUUUAAAAGAAACAUUAGAAGCACAUAUGAACACUUGCUCGGGACAAUGUUCGACAUAGAAAUGCCAUGUACAUGGUCAUUAGUGCGUGACUGUCCAUGUCAUAGAACGUAGUAAAUAACUGCGUUUCAUGUUUGUGCUGUUUUUGUAUUGUAUUUUGUUCUAUUUUAUUGUUUUGUAUAGUUUUAGAAUGGUAAGUACCUUGCAUGGGACUUUAUGUCUCGUUCGUGCUUGAUAUUGUCCAUUUGAGUAUUUUACUUAUUUCUACAUAGAACUGUUGUGUUUAAAACGUUGUAGAAUUCUCAAUAAAAUUGUUAAAUCUUAUAGUUGUCCAAACGUUAUCAAAUAUCCAAGACAUCCUUCUUGACAUUUCGUGCAAAGGCUAUUUUCCUUUCUUUUUUCCUUUCUUCUGACAAAGGGCAUUUGCUGAAAACGUCGAGAUAUCAGUUAUGUUCUGUUUAGAUUGAGAGGCUUAACCUCCAUGGUUAAAGAUUUUCAGAUGUUAACUAAACUUUCCACAGUUAGUCAUCAUCUUUAAGAAAAAUGGCUGCCAGGUUGAAUAACUAAAUACAGUUAGUUAUUUUACUCUAUUCAUCGGUAGUUCAUUUAUCUAGUUGGUCUCUACCUCCACAGGCUUGACAUGCACAGAGGUAAACUUCACAGCUAAAGCUGGAUGUCAAAGAAUUGCGUCAGAACAUGGAGUUAUUGUUGUUGCUCCUGAUACCAGUCCUCGUAAGUGAUGGGUAUCUAAAUAUUUCAGAGAAGAUGUACAAUCUAGAAAGUUUCUUGAAACCUGGAAGGCAUGCAGUGAUGAAUAAUAUCAUUGAGUAUUUUAGGUAAUUGUAAUAUCGAGGGAGAAGAUGAUAACUGGGAUUUUGGGACUGGGGCCGGAUUCUAUGUCGAUGCUACAGAAGACAAAUGGAAAAAGCAUUACAGAAUGUAUUCUUACAUUGCCAAAGAGGUUGGUUUUGAAUCCGUUGUAAAAUUUUAAAAUGUUAACAAACUAUUGUUCUACAAUACAGCCAGUGUAGAACGCUCUGAAUGGUUUAUCAUGGAAUUAAUAAUUAUUUAUCGCUCCCUGCAUAUAUUAAACCACCAUCGGCAAACUGUUUGUGAGGUUGAGCUCGGUUUUCUGUGCUGCCGAAUACUACAAGACCAGUCAAAGCCUUUAUGGCAUAAUUAUGGUUUAUGUGCCCGGUUGUUAGCACAUAGUUCCUUUCUGUCGUUAGCUUCCAUCGCUUGUGAAUGCCAAUUUUCCCGCUAUUGAAGGUCAGAUGUCAAUAUUUGGACACAGGUUGGAUUUUAUAUUUUCUUUCAAGUUUUUUUUUACAUUACGCUCUGAAUUUUACUUAUGCUCGGAAACAUCAGGAAGUAAUCUUAUAGAGUAUAUGAAUGUGAGAUCAACUAUAUAGAAAUACACACAAGGGCAGAUAUCCAAGUUCUACCUGCUCUGUAAACAUGUCAUCGUUGUUAAAUACCAUAAAAAUGUGUUUUAUCAGUAGGACAUUUUACAUUUCAAUAUUGUAAAAUUUAUAAUUUCAUUUUUGUAGCAUGGGUGGCCAUGGUGCUUUGAUCGCUUUUCUCAAAAAUCCUGGUUUAUACAAGGUUGGAUAUAUAGUCUGGAUAUAUUUUACGAGGGAAGUUUAGGAACCUUCUCAAGUUCUCUGUUAACAGAAGGUUGUAAAUGAUUUAUUUUCCCACGCGGUGCACCAUGAUCAACAUCGAUGACUUAUUAGUUAGAACAAUAAACGUUAGGGUAAAAGGUUUUGAUUAUGUGAUUGCGUGAAGAACAAGAAAAACUGUGUGUAUGAACGUCUUCUUGUUACGAAAUUUUCAAACUUAAUUUGAUCUAAGUGAUAAUACAACACACACCUUCAUUUGGUCAAUCAGUUUGACCUCCAUUGCUCUUUUCGCCCUAGGAGGUCGAGGCUUUGUACGUUUUGAUCUUCACGCAGAGGACUGCAACGUCAAUCAUGACGUAGUUGUUUGUUUGACUGUAUUUAUAAUUUAAUCUUUAGUCUGUCUCAGCAUUUGCACCCAUCUGUAAUCCCAUGAACUGUCCCUGGGGACAAAAAGCAUUCAGUGGUUAUCUUGGAAGUAAUAAAGAAUCAUGGAAGGUAUUAAACAGAAUUGCCAUAAUUAACUGACGUAUAUACCUGCACUGUCGCUAUCUUCAAGACCAAUAUUUUCCCCGUGUAACGCGAAAUUUGUAAUGUGUCGUGAAAUGCCCCAGCCGUGAAUGCGGUAAUUGAGACAAGCACGAGUAGUGAGAACGUCAAAACGAGCAAUACUUUGGUGGAUGUAAAAUCGUAUCUGCAGUACGCUGUACGAAAGUAUUUGUUUCUUUUAAGGAAUAUGAUGCUUCAGAAUUGAUGAAAACGUACAAAGGACCAAAACCUGAGAUUCUUAUUGACCAGGUGAGGCCGUAAUUUUCAGUUUUUUCAAGAUACUAAGUAACUAAACUAAUAGUAGCCAAUAUGUUUUGUUUCACUGCAGGGAUUGGCAGAUAAUUUUUAUGACGUAAAGCAACUUCUUCCUGAAACAUUUAAGAAAGUUUGUGAGGAAGUGAAUUAUCCAUUAAACCUGCGAAUGCAUGAAGUAAGUACGUGUAACUAGCUUGUAGUUUUAUUUUCAUAACUUUUAUUAGCUACGCUAGUAAAGUUUAAUUGUUUAUGCCUGUUGCGUUUGACACACGUAAGGUAUGUAUCAUCAUACACAGUUAAUACGCGCUUGAUAUACGCGUGUCAAAUACGUAUGAUAUCCAAUUGACCACUUGCGUAAUAGACUAAAUUUUGAUCUAGACAAGUCUAGACAAAAAUUGCAUCACAGCUUUAAAGAGCAUCACAAAAUUAGUAAUAUUCCAAAGUUUCGUUGCGAAAUGUUGUAAAAUGCGGAUAAUAUAGCCUUGCGAAGUUUGCCGUUUUUCAGUCAUUUUCUAUUACAAACGGGAAAUUGACAGCCCUAAAGGGUAUUGGGCUGUCAAUUUCCCCCGCGUAUUGCAAAAUGACUGAAAAACGGCAAACUUCGCAAGGCUAUAUUAUCCGCCUUUUACAACAUUUCGCAACGAAACUUUGGAAUAUUACUUAUUUUGUGAUGCUCUUUCAAGCUGUGAUGAUAUUUUUAUCUAAACUUGUUGAGAUCAAAAUUUAGUCUAUUACGCAAGUGGUCAAUUGAUACGCGUUACGCCGUUAGAAACGCGUGUAUCAUGUCCGUGAGCGGCACUGUAUGUUGUUAGUUUGUUGUUGCUGCUGUUUUUGUUGUUGUUGCUGCUGUUUUUGUUGUUGGUGUUUGAACGCCCAAAUCUAUGGAAUGCCAUGUGUCCAAAAAUUAUUUAACGUUAAUUAUAUCAUAUUAUGACCAAAAGUGUCAUAUAUAAAUAAUUGAUAAACAAACAGAUAUUAUAUCAUAUCAUUACUUAUUCGUUUUUGUCAUUAUUUGAUAUAAUGUUAUUAACAUUAAACACUUUUUCGUCAAAGCCAUUUAAUAACAGACCUGAAGGUCUGUCAUAUAAUCGAUGUCAUAUCUCUAGUUUAGUACAUGUUAUCAUUGGAAAUCCUUACUAUGGAAAUAGUGUGGAUCUUCGUUGGAAUUAGCAGGGAAAUCCAAUUUUCAUACUAAUUGCAAUUUUCUUACUAUGGAUAUAGUAUGGAUAUACAAUGGAUUUAGUGAUGGAAUUGCGAAUUUUAUGGUAUGGAUUUCCCUGACAGUGUAUAAAUACCAAAAUACCACCAUUUGAUUUUGCAUUAAAAUCUAUUGAAAAAACUUUUUUGGCUUACCAUGCAGUGCAAACGAUUUCUCUCGUGGUAUAUUUCGAUUGUAUACAGGGUGUCUCAAAAAAAAAACGCUAUGGAAAUUCAACAGGCUGUCGUGCAUCAUAAACUUAGCUAAACAAUUCAAAUUUUACAUAGGACGAAAGAGUUGUUAUUUAGCUUUUCUAUGAUACCUUUUUGUAUCUGCGCAAUAUAUUGUCGUCGUGUUGUAACUGUUAGCUUGUAGCCAAUCAGCGCGACUCAGAAAAUUAUGUCAUUCAGGCUGCUCCCGCACUGUUCUAGAACAUUUGGAACACUGCUCUGGAACGAUAUAAAAUGGAGUGCAUACGGUGUUCUGGAACAGUGUUGAGUUUAUUAUAUAUGCGUGCAACCAUGCAUUACUAUAUUCAUUAGUUAUUCGCAUAAUAAGCGUAUAAUGAUUCGCUGUUAUUUGUACAUCUACGUAUGUUUUUGCAACGUUUUUACUCGUUGAUUUUGCCCAACCCUGGCUGUCAAAUAGCAUAUAAUAAGUAUAUGUCGAAAUAUAGCGGUUAACGCUUCAAAAUAAUGCUCUAUGUGCAUUGGAUACACAAAUGUCGCCUCCAUUUCCAGUGACGUGAAAAGAGGCAGUGUCACGUGUCUGUUCUGGCUGCCCCCUACUCGAAAAUUGGGGUAGUCAGAACAGUUCAGAACCGUCAUGUGACUCUCUUCUGUUCCAUUCCAUUAGUGUUCCGAAAAUCCGGAGUACAGUACUCCGAACAGUAAAUGUACUACUAUUUCGAAUUCAUGAAAUAAUGCUUAAUGUUAAUAACAUCAAAUAAUGACAAACACGAAUAAGUCCUGAUUUGAUAUAAUAUCGAUAUCUGUUCGUUUAUCAAUUAUUUAUAUGUAAUGACAUUUUUAGUCAUGAUAUAUAAUUAAUGUUAAAUAAUUUUUUGACACAUGGCCAUUCAAAUCGUAAUCUUUUACACAUUUGUUUUUAGGAAUAUGAUCACAGUUAUUAUUUCAUCUCCACAUUUCUGGAAGAUCAUGUGAAACACCAUGUAAAAUAUCUUGAAUGUUAAUACGUAGCAUUGUGGAAAACAACUGCAAUACCAUUGCAAUACGUAGUAUUGUGGAAAACAACGGUGUAUGUCGUUAAAUUAGAAAAAGUUGAAAUAUAUAAUAUUUUAGUAUAUUCA
Messenger RNA from Paramuricea clavata, 5539 nucleotides. The record is from the annotation of a GenBank genome assembly. Lineage: Eukaryota; Metazoa; Cnidaria; Anthozoa; Malacalcyonacea; Plexauridae.